UGAAACAGACAAGAAACAAUUUUUUAGGAUCGGGACAAUUUUUCCUUACGUGUGGCAACCAGUUCGUGGUUGUUCGAAUCGCCGUGCGUAAAACCCGAAGAAUCAGUCGAAACAGUUGCUGGCCAUCGUUGUGUUUUGUGAAUGUAAGCAGGCUACGGCGUUGUAAAUCCUGACCAAUAUUCCGUACAGUGCACUUGCAGCUAUCGCCAAGGCGCUCGCUUUAUUGUGCAGGUGUUAACAGACACUUUCGGCAAACCAUCGGUAUUUGCUACCUGGAUAUAAGAACUGUUGUUAGCUCUUUGAAUUCAAGAAGGGCAACUCAUCAAGAUGGUCUCAACAAGACAAAUGACUGGUGCUACAUCAGAAGAAUCCAGUCUACAUCUUUGUCGCACAGUACCAUCAUCAUCGACUUCUAACGCAUCCGCAAACGUUGUGGCGAUUGCGUCCUCUGCAAAUACUAAAGCAACAGCAGCUUUUUCACAACAGACUCAUCAGCCAUCGUUUCCAGCUAUAUUCGAGGUCGUAUCACCCUGUUCCAGUAAUAGUUUGACCAAUGUUGGCUCAGGAGUGGUAACCAAUGAUCAGCAAAUUCAACAGCAUCAAGAGAUAAACCUUAUGGACCUACCGACCGAAAUAUUGGGGCACAUAUUUUCAUUCGUCGGCUACAAAAAAAUAGCCCACAUGCGAGUGAUAUCUCGCCAAAUGAAUAAGGUGUGCUGUUCAAUUUUGAAUUCAACAUUUCAAAAGCUGCAAAAUCAAAUGCAUACAAGGUUUCAAACAGUAAAAGCUAAAAUGCCCCGCAGAGAAUCUGCCCGAAGAAAUCAUCCAUUAGCUUGCGAAUGUGAUAUCCUAGAGACAUGCUACAUGCGACUAUCAUUACUACAAAUGACAUUUGGCAAACAUAUCGAAAGGAAGCACUGCUGUUUUUUCCCUGGUGGGAUUCUAGAUGAGGUGUAUUCGGUGUUAAACUACAUUCGUACAUCACCAUCCUUGGAUCGACCCUUCAAAGUAACCGAUGAGCUAUUUGAUCUCUCUACAAUGGCUAUGGAAUAUUUCAAGGAGCACAUAGAGCCAAAUUUACCUGAUAUUGCAUAUUUCACUAAUAGUACAAAAUCAUUUGCGGCCCUGGAAACUUCAUCGUCAAUCCUUUCCCGCGAUACAUCACAUUCUAAUACGUCGUCCCCUCCGCAAAGCAAUAUGGUACUGCGGAAGGGCAUACGUAAGAUCAAGCAAGGCAUGAAACGGUACAAUAACCAGCUGACGGUUUUACGCAGUGAAUUGCGUACUUGCAAACGAAAAGCGACCGAACAGGCCAAAACAAUAACGGAACAACAAAAACUUUUAGCCGAACAGCAAAAACAGACACUAGAAUUUGCUAAUCGGCUUGAUGAAACGGAUAAAAAGAAUGAUGAACUCUCUAGAAAAUUUUCAACUGUUCUACAGGAAUUGAAUAAAUGCAAAACUGAGUUACAAUAUUGGCGUUCAAAAAGCCCAGCAACAACGAAUCCAUACGGGCAAGUCGUGCCUUCGUAUGAGCUACAGACCCUCGGUAGUCAAAGUGUGGUACCAUAUGACAUCGAUUUGUUAUCUAUAGGAAUUGCUCGUAGUGUUGCUACGGGAAAUGCAGAAGAUAAUAGGAAAAAAGACGACCCAGGACAAAAUAAGGAUAAAUUAGAUAAUAGCUCUCAAAUGAUAAGGGCAAAAGGAGGGGAGUCGCCAGUACACGCAGAAUCGACCGAACCACUUCUGGCAAUGUUGGCGAAGUCAGGACUGAAGAGGAAAUUGGAAUGCGUAACAGUGACCACAGAAAAUAAUGAGUGUACUAGUGAUAAUGAUCCCGUGCGAUUGGAUGGAUUGGUAUGUCUUAAUCCUCCAUUUGCUUCAGCAUCACUUGUAGCAUCUUAUUCGUCGUCUACUUCAUCAUCAGCAGUACCCGUUUUGGCAGCACCAUCAGCUUCAGAAGAUGGAAGUAUGUUUAUCACAUCUGCACCACUGUCCCCGAUAGACGACAAAAAUGCGUCUAGUAGUACUGUAAACCCAACGGGUUCCGGUCUAGUGUAUUCCAGUGCGGAGACAUCUGGAGAGAUGAAUGAAACGCAAAGUUUUACCAGCACAACGCAUGAUGAUAAUUCUUAUGAAACAAGCUUGCCCUUUGCCUCAGUAAAACCAGUUUUCAACAACACAAAAGCCAUUCACCAACCCAAUACCAAGCACACUUUGAAUCAGAAUAGUGAUAGCAGUAACAAUAGUAGUAGCUUUAGUAGUAACGUUGAUAGCAAAAAUGAUAGCACUAGUAACGAUAAUAACGCUAAUAUUCAUAUAAAAAAAAUACGAAGAGUACAAAACAAAGCUAGAUCACAAAGUAAUAAUAGACAUAGUAAUCUUAAUGCUACAAUAACCACGCAUACUAAAACCACCAGAAGCAAACAGUUUGACAAACAAACCGGCAAUUAGUAAUGAAGUGGCAGUAGAGUGAAGCAAGGUCAGAUGAGUAAUUUUUAAACUAGCCUCCUGUCGUAAAAAAUGUAGCUGUAGAAUUUCUGAAAAAAAACUCACAUAUUCAUUCUUUUCCAUUUUGUGCAAAUGUGGACAGUUAUAAUCACUCACACUAUACUCAGACAACCAUACGAACUUAAUAGUUUACUUUUAAUUCCUAGUCUGUCAGUUUAUCAGUAUACGUACACAAUCAAAAUAUGUUUGGUAUGGUCCAUUAUUAUCUUGCGCAGGAUUUUCAUUUCCUCCCUUUGCUACUUGACACAUUGAAGGCUUUAAAGAUGAAUAUCAUUUUGCUGGAACGCAGUAAAAGCUUACUGGUACAAUUGGAUUAGGAUUCUCCUUCCCUUUCAAGCUUAUGAAAUAAAAAUUGCCUUUCUUUAAGAUUGUUUUGCGGGAAUUCAAUUAUAAAUAUAUUAAUUGAAAUUAAUUAUGAUCACAAUCAUUUAAUUGUUUAACGUAAUGAUUUAAACUUUAAUAUAAUAGCUAGCGCAUACGUUAAAAAAAACAAACAAACAAAAUAUUUUAUUUGGAAAUGGCGAUAAAUGUAACAACUCGUUUACAAAAAAAAGAUAAUAAUAAUAUAAUUGAAAUUUAUUUACAUCCGUUCAUUUCACUCACUCUUCCGUUGAAUGCGCUGAAGUUCGAUUUAAUUCGCGUUAUUUUCGAUGUUUAAUUCCGAGUUGCACAAAUAUUCAGCAAAAUUAUCUAUUAAACACAAUAUUUUCGCAUUAAUAAUACUUAUACAGUAUAACGUUUUGUUUAUAAUGAAGCAGGGAAUAAAAAAAUCCAAACUAUUUGUUGACAACACAAAUGUUAAACGCAGCUAUCACUCAAUAGCAUUUUGUGAUUUAGCUGAAUUUUAUAACCAUUAGAUUGCGUUUAUACUUUUUAUUGGUUUUAAACAAUCACAAAGCUCUACAAAAAGGCUAGUUAAACUACGCCAAGGCAUGAGGAAAUAUCUUAUACAGUUUCAGUUCUGUAACAGUUCUAUUCCAUUACUCACUGUUUUGCAAAGUGCUCUUGUACACUCAUUUUUAUAAAAUAUUCUUUCGUUUACGCAACUUACCGUAACCGUAACGUAUCGUACUAAUAAUAUUUGGGUUGUUUUUUUUAUAAAUCGUAAAUUAAAGAACUCUUAUUAAUGAUAUAGUUUAACCAACCGUUUCAUUGUAAAUUUGUCGCUUAUGGAGAUUGUAUCUGUAUUUUUUUAAUACUAUCAUCUAGAAUGAUUAAUAAUACAAUAAUAUAAACAAAAUGAGUAAUUUUAUGCUUUUUUAAUAUGAUUAUCAUUCAGAUUUCAAUAGCUAUCUUUGAAUCUUUACAUAAUUAGUUUGAAGUUCAAUCUUAAUAAAUAUAAAUAUCAUGCUUCACUUAAUUUACGAUAAAAGAGAUGUAUGUAAACGGUUGUGCAUAGUUGCGUUGACAUAAGUUAAUGAAUUGAUUUUUAUUGCUAUCAACACGGCAUCUAUAUGUGUAGGAUUGUGGUGGAAAGUGUUACAAAAACCCACCGAAAAUUAAAUAUUUUAAAUUUUGUACCGGUUUCUGUACUAUGAACUCUGCGCACGAAAUUAAUUUUGUUUACCAUAAAGCUUAAUUCUAUAACUAUCAUUUCUGGAAAAAUGGUCAGUGCUACAAGUGUACAAGUACAAAUUUAAUUUGUAUUAACAUUCGAGUUAAUAGAAUGAGACACAAGAAUUUUGAAAAAUUUAGAAGAAAUCAUAAUUGGACAUUUUGUUUCAUUUGAAUAGUUGUUCCAUUGCUUUAUUAAAUAACAACAUAAUAUUCACUCAUUAAUGUAAUAACCCCACAGCCGCAUUGGUAAAGGAAAGUAGAACUACAACUAAUUGUAAUAGUAAAUAAAUGUGAGAGAUGUAAUAGAAGCGGAGAAAUGGCCAGAUUUUAAACAAUCUGCAUCAUACUUUCAUGUGUAAACAAACACAAAUAAACGAUACAAAUCGAUACAAUAAAAUCGUGUGUAGGGAAAACCAAAUCAUGUAACAUGUAUAAUCGAGCAAACAGCAAACAUUGCUGGUCAAUUUCUAUUGUUUUUGUAAUAGAUGCUAGUUUUGUAAGCAAACAUGAUCAUUUUUAUGAUUGAAAACAAAAAAAAAUUCGAAUGGUUGGCUCCCACAACAUGUGUAAAUCGAAGAUGGCAAGCAAAAAAAAGGAUAAAUAUUGGGGAUAAACGGGCAAAUGUACUAAAGGGAAAACUGAUUUUCGGGAAACAUACCAGAGGUACUGGCUACAAAUGUUAUAUUUUACCAAACAGUUGUUCAACAGGAGCAUUUAUGUAAACUUUUAACUAUUGCCGAUCUACUCUAUGUAUGCCCACUACCAAUAUUGUAACAGACAAAAAAAAACGAUGUAAUGUUUUCGAAAGUUACACUGAUGCAGAUUGAAACAGUUCGUCCGAUCAGAUUACAAUUGCUAUGAAAACAGGAAAAACAAAGAACGAUGAUCAAUCUUGUGAUGUGAUCAAUCUUGCAGAUAUGAAGUAAAAUUGUUACUUUCAAGCAAACAACAGCGGACACAAAUUCGGCGUUGUAAAGAGUAUCCUGCCAAAAGAUGUCCUAUCUUAACUUAAUGCGUAGAGAAAAGUAAUGUGCAUGCUGUGUGUAAACUUCAUUUGUGAAGUUAAUAAACGAAAUCCAAUACACUACUAUUAAAGAAAUAUGUAAUACGGAAACAAGUAGAACAACGCUAAACUCUAUGACAUUAGCGUGCUUUAAACAAUGUUGUAGUUUUUAUAUCCGUUCUCUGUUCGAUGAAUUGUUGUAGGUCUUUUUUCUUGCUUUGUUAUACAAGUUCCUUGCAAACGAGUAAAGAUCCCACACGAUCAUACUGCGCUCGGUUUAUCCAUGUCUAAAUCACAUGCAAAACUAAACAUUCUCAGCAAAAUGAAUAGAAUUAAAGAAUCGUGCGAACAUCUGCACUAGUGACAGUAAAGGUAAAAGCUAGGUGACGAAAAACGAAUACCCAUAAAAGAACACCGUUCUAUGAUCGAAAAUAAAUUUCUUCUACAAAAAAACAAACGAAUACUUCUCACAGUUUUUUGUUUCUUUAACGUUUACGCAAAUGUUUACGAUUUGAAUUUGUUAACCGAUUGUGUUGAAUGUUUAAACAUACUCCAAAUGUUAUGUUACAAACCCAUAAUAAGACAAGAACUUUUAUUGUUUCUUGUUGCACAUCUUUGUAAUGAGUCUUAUCGAACUUGCGCAAGUAACAAGACAUGAAUAUAAGAAAAAUAACAGCACGGAAAGUAGGAUUGAUAAGAGGAUAAAAUAAAAGUAAUAUAUUUGAAAAUCGUA
Molecule: messenger RNA, 5804 nt
Organism: Anopheles funestus (African malaria mosquito)
Lineage: Eukaryota; Metazoa; Arthropoda; Insecta; Diptera; Culicidae
Gene: dmpd
Product: F-box only protein 28
Exons: 9
Coding region: 328-2454 (708 amino acids)
Biological process (GO): positive regulation of DNA-templated transcription
Cellular component (GO): nucleus
Molecular function (GO): protein binding; transcription coactivator activity
Source: RefSeq, a predicted model, not a curated record